AUGUUUGAUGUUAUAUCCAAGCUGCCUAAUGAGCUAUUUGCUCAGAUCUUCUCUUUCUUCAACGUGUUUGAAUUGGCAAAACUUGAACAAGUAAGCAAAUCAUGGCAUACCAUGAUUCGAAAGAAUCCAACUUUAUGGAAAGAUGACGGAUUCGAUGGGCAAAAAGUGUUUGAUGUAUGUGCCCUUCAACAUGAAGGUAAAUAUAAAGCAAUGCUGGAAAAAAGUCAUGGUAAAUUACACAGGAUCUUUUUGCCAGUAUACUUAUCCUUCAAGACUCAAGAAGAAAUAGAACAUUUACUCAACCAUCUGAUCAAAUCAGAAGUGCAAGAUUUGUGGAUUGUGAUCAGGGUAAACAGCACUUGCCCUGACCAUCACAGGCAUACUGAGACUGAUUGGACACCAAAAGGCAGAUACCAACUUCGGGAGGCAGUCAAAACUGUCAUACGGACUGUGGUGCAAUGUGAUAAAUUGAAACACUUGCGUUUGGUGGCAGGUGAUAGGGUAUACGUCAAUAUACAAGACUUUGGCGAGCCUUCAAAGUGGCCUUUCGCUAUUAAUCGACUAAGAAAGCUUGCACUUCACAACAUCAAUUACGACUCUCUUUUCCCGUGCGAAGAACUCUAUCAAUGUAUUUCAGAAGUUGAGGAUAUCGAGUUUAGAUCAACUGGUAGGCCUGACAACGUAAUCGAUGACGAAAGGAAGGAUAUUUGGCGUUUCAUUAGCACUGCAAAAGCUAGCUUGAAGAGAUGUCGUGUUCGUUAUACAAUGGACAAUCGGAAUUCGAACUUAGCUACGUUUACACCUGCCACCUACGCAUUUCCACAAAUGGAACAAUUAUACCUAUCUAUAUGUGAGAUGCAACGAACAAGUACGAUGCAAUAUUUAAAAUGUCCAAGAUUGAAGGUUCUCCACGCUUAUACAGUGUCUCAACACAAAAUGGUAGAGCAACUACUCUGUAACAGUCUAGAGGAAUUGCAUAUCGGCCUCUUACCUGAUGAAGAGCAAGACCGUAAGAGUGUGUUGGACAAAAUGGAGAGAUGCACCAAAGUGAAGAAAUGGAUCAUCAAAAAUAGCCUAGGUAAUGCUGAUAUCGAAGAAAUGUGCGUUCGAUUACAAAGGUCUCCACUAGAAGAGGUAAUUUUGAAUGACCUAUCACCCGAUUCAAUUCUUAAAGUGAAGAAAAUGAUAAAUGAUCGACUUAGUGGUGGAUCAUUCACCAAGAUUCAGAAAGCAACAAUUUCGAUAAGGAAGGGUGGACCGAAAGAGAAUGAAUGGCUCAAAAAACAUGUUCCAAAAGUUGAUGCAUAUAUCCUCCCUGACCGAAUUCAUCAACGAGACGCAUUAUUCAGAGAACAGGGAUUGCACUAUUUCGAACUUGCUGAGCUACUCCGAUCUUAAGUACUCAAUCAGGCGAUGAUCUCAAUACCC
Molecule: messenger RNA, 1428 nt
Organism: Meira miltonrushii
Lineage: Eukaryota; Fungi; Basidiomycota; Exobasidiomycetes; Exobasidiales; Brachybasidiaceae
Exons: 1
Coding region: 1-1398 (465 amino acids)
Molecular function (GO): protein binding
Source: RefSeq, a predicted model, not a curated record